Messenger RNA from Sphaeramia orbicularis (orbiculate cardinalfish), 1753 nucleotides. RefSeq names its product heparan sulfate (glucosamine) 3-O-sulfotransferase 2 (gene hs3st2). The record is from RefSeq and is a predicted model, not a curated record. Gene Ontology annotation, molecular function: [heparan sulfate]-glucosamine 3-sulfotransferase activity. NCBI's taxonomy places the organism in Eukaryota, Metazoa, Chordata, Actinopteri, Kurtiformes, Apogonidae.
CAUGUGAAUACAACACCCAUGUUAAAUGAUCCAAAUGACUCACUUGAAAGUACUUGAGACAAACUUGGCGGAAGGAGGACUGACCUAUUUUUUUUUUUUUUUUUUUUUUUUUUUUUUUUUUGUGUCUCCGACGCAGAUGAAAUCCAAUUCUGUUUCAAGUUUUCUCCUCCACUUCAGCAGCCUAUGAAAAAGAAAUAAUGCGACUUACGCGCAGUUGAUGCCUGCUAGAAGCCAGCCCUAUCCUCAUCUGCCAGUCUGUCUGACUUUGGAACCUACAUUAUCUCCAGACUCCAACCGCAGAACCAGAGCAGAGCGACAGAAACACCGAUGGAAAACCAUGCAGCAGCACUUUGAACCCAUGGAGACAUGGCACAGAGGUUCCUUUCAUCUCCAAACAGAUUCAGCGCCAGAUUCGCUUUUAUUUUCACUAUUUCACUCUCUUGCACAUAUUUAUGCUAUAGUAUUCUAUUCUGUCGCGGUACAAUCAUGACACAUCAGGGUUACGAGGGGAAAAGAUGCGCUAAGAACGCAGGAGGAAAGAAACUUCUGGGGAAAUUAUCGGACAAUUGCGCGUCGCUGGAUGUGAGGUCCGCUUUGGAUGAGGUUGGUGUCCACAGGGAUCCGAGUGACGUCCGGGACCAAAGUAAAGCUUCUGCCUCGUCUGGAACUCACUGGACUGAUGCCAAGUUGAAAAAUAUAAGCGUUGCGCAAAAGUAUGGGAAUAAGAAGCUGCCGAACGCGUUGAUUGUCGGCGUAAAGAAAGGAGGAACCAGGGCGGUGCUGGAGUUCAUCCGGAUACAUCCAGAUGUGCGCGCACUGGGAACAGAACCGCACUUUUUCGACCGAAAUUACGACAGAGGACUGGACUGGUACAGGGGAUUAAUGCCAAGAACACUCGACAGCCAGAUCACAUUAGAGAAGACUCCCAGCUACUUCGUCACCAGAGAGGCACCCAGAAGAAUCUCCAGCAUGUCCCACGAGACCAAGCUGAUUGUCGUGGUGCGUAACCCAGUCACCAGAGCCAUCUCCGACUACACACAGACUCUUUCCAAGAAGCCCGACAUCCCUACGUUUGAAGAGCUGGCAUUUAAGAACAGGAGUCAGGGUCUGGUCGACACUACCUGGAACGCCAUUCGGAUCGGUAUGUACAUAAUCCACCUGGAGAACUGGCUGCAGUACUUCCGCCUGUCGCAGAUGCACUUUGUGAGCGGGGAGCGGCUGAUCACGGAUCCGGCGGGAGAAAUGGGCCGCGUCCAGGACUUUUUAGGCCUGAAGCGAAUAAUCACGGAUAAGCACUUCUACUUUAAUAGAACCAAAGGAUUCCCCUGCCUGAAGAAGCCAGAGAGCAGCAGCCAGCCUCGCUGCCUGGGCAAAUCCAAAGGCAGGACUCACGUACAGAUCGACCAGGAGGUCAUAGAGCAGCUGCAGGAGUUUUAUAGGCCAUUUAAUAUCAAAUUCUAUGAAACAGUGGGACAUGACUUCAAAUGGGAUUGAGAAUGCCUCGGCAAGGCUUCGCUUUUACCUCUGGAGACAUAAAUAAACGUGUCUUCAUCAUCAUGUUAAAACUAUUGAGCUAUGUAUAAAUGAAUAUAGACUAAGGCUACGUUCAGACUGCAGGCUAAUGUGGCCCAAAUCCGAUUUUUCUACAAAUAUGUGACCUGUAAAAGACAGUUUUGAACAGCACAAAUCAGAUUAUUUAAAUCCAUCCCAGGCCACUCUCAUAUGUGGUCCUAAAUCUGAUACGUAUCUGAUA